Caenorhabditis auriculariae is the source of this 4402-nucleotide messenger RNA. Lineage: Eukaryota; Metazoa; Nematoda; Chromadorea; Rhabditida; Rhabditidae. The record is from the annotation of a GenBank genome assembly.
AUGUGCAAAAACGUUGAUGACGACACCAGCGCCGAGUCAUCGAGUUUUUGCCGUCCAGGUACCUUUUCUCCCAUAGAGAUAUAGUCCGAUCUCUCGUUGUAAUAUUCAGUUGAUUCAGUUGUGAACAACGCCUUCUGCGAACGCGAGGGACCUUCUAAACCUUCCGAUUUCAUAGAAUUUGACAAAGAAAUAGUUUUCCCCUCCAUUCAGGUAUGGGGUACGUUAAGUCGAACCCGAUUUCAUUAUGCCGUGUUCACAGUUCACAGCAUGAAAUGCAAAAUUAUCUCUUUAUUUUCAAAAUGUUGUUAUCCUUUUUACUUUCUGACGACUGCUUUUAAAUUGCAAUUUCACGUUUAAAACGGCAUAAUAUUUGAUAAAAUGUUGUGGAUGUUUUUUUAUUCAAAGAAGUCAUCUGCAAUAUUCUGGAAUUUGCAUAUAGAUAAUAUUCAGUUGUAUGAUGAGGACGGUGUAGAUGUUUUUUUUGACUUUCUCCACAGCUUUUAUGAUAAAUGUGGAAACACGUCAGUCGACUUUCCUCAAUCUUGGAAGCCGUUCUCUCGAGGUAAGCAGCUUUGCCAAAAAACUAAUAAUUAAUUUUAUCUUAAAGCUUUGAACGCCUUGGAAUGGGAAUGGAAAUCAUUAAAUAAAGAGCCCGUGGCACGAAUAAUACAACUCAAAUACAAAGAGUUUCUUUUUCGUGUGGGAACUUUAUCUGGGCUUGCUUCUUCUAAUGUGAGUCCGGUAAAUUUACCUUGACCGAAAUUUUGAUUUUUUUGCAGACCUGUCUGUUUCACGUUGCAUUGGACUCUUGGAAAUUGGGUUGUUUCAUGUUUGACGAAGGUUUUGUUCAACUUCCUCUCUUGUCUCGAAAAAAAAAAGAAAAUUUAGAUAAGCCCGAUCCAAAUGUAAUGAAAAAAGAUUUACCGCGUGUUAUAAUUGUUGAUGGAAUGGUUUCAUCCUUCAAAAAAAGCUCUAACGUAGUUUAAUCUAUUUUGUAUGAAUUGAUAUCCGUUUUAAGGUUUUCAACUGCGGCUGCGUUCAGAGAGUGAUAUGGGACCUUUAUAAUGUCGACAAAGGAAACACGUUUUGUCACGAUAUCUACACAUUGUUCAAGUUGGCAACCACCAAAACUUAUAUCUCAGUUGAUUUUCCAAGUCUUCAAACCUCUAAGGAACCGUUUACUUUGGAAUAAUUUUCAGUUUUCUAUCAAUCGACGCCUUCUUCCGACUCGAUCUCAUAUAUUUCAUUUUUCAUCAAGUUUAUGAAUGUUCUUUUCCCGCCGGAAAACACUGGUUUCUUUGACUGUUUUAUUCAUUUAUUGGGAAAGACAGGCUGUGAGGAUCAACUUUUGUCUCAAAGAUUCUCUCAAAUUUUGACGAUGUUGGGAGAUUUACCUCUCGAUUAUUUCUCAUCAGCGUGUUUGCUUGUUGAUGAGUUCAUGGCGGAAAGAAAAAUCGGGUCUUGGGACAAACGAAGACGGUUUGAUUCUAUCUUUUUUUUUUUUGUCAAAAUUCAUUUUACAGAAAAGCGCUUACCGAUAUAAUGAAACGAAUUUUCGAAAGUUACGAGGAGAGAGUUUGUGACAAAUUAGUGAGUUUCAAGUUGAUUAUUAGUUUCGCAAGUCCAUUUGAAGGUCACUUUGGCUUCGUUGGAAACAUCUCUUUGGAAAAAUGCUAUUGCUCAAGGUUUUCCUGACUCACAUGUAGAUUUAGCUCCUCUGCAACUUCUUUUUAGGAUAAUUUCACGUUUGAUAGCUGUAAGUAUAAACAUGAUUUUUUUUUUUGAAGAUCCAGAUGCUUGGGAAAUCGUGAGAGGAAGUGUUGUCAGACAGGUUUCGGCAAAAACCCAAAAAUUAAUUGGCGACGAAAUCGAAACCUUUUUUUCUUUGGUUCUACUCAUUCAUUUCCGAGUCGAUGGUAAGUUAAAAUUUUUGCUUCGAGCUAAAUUCAGUUUUUCUCCCCCAAGGUCUGUAUAAGAAUAUUAUCUAGGCAACGAUAUUCACGUACAUGAUAACCAUUUUCGUGGGGAACUUCAACCCAAAGAUAGAAUUUAAUAUAAUGUUGUUCUUUUUUUUUCAGAUGCAGAUAUUCGAAAGCUGGUUUUUUCAUACAUUGAACGAAAUUUUCAUUCUGCGACGGUCCAACAGAAGGCUAGUAAUUAAAAGGGGAUUGAAUAAGUUCAGUUUUUAGAAGUUCAUGCUGAAAAUUCUCACAACAUUCGAUUUCGUCGAAAAUCCUAAGUGGGGAAAAGACGUUGCGCUUUUGAAAUCUAAAGGUUUUAUCCAACAAGUCUCAAGUUCUAAUUCAUACCAGUUAUGAGCGAUAUGAGUUUGGAGAAGCCCGAAGAAGUUUCGAUGUUCAUCGAAAAUGUGAGCUCUCUUCCGGAGUGUGUCCUGAGCGGAUUCAAUAUGAGCCGCGUGGUUUCUUCCUUGGAUUGCAAUGCAAAACUGUGUCUCUUCAAUCGGUUGACAUGCAAAGAUUUUGAAAUAAAGUCGAGCGAAUUGUGGGAGGAAGCACUCAAGAUGGAGGAAGAUGACCGGGCAGUAUGUUAUUUGAAAAUGCAGGUUUUUUGCCUUUCUUUUUCUUUCCAAAAUUAAUUUUAAGCUUAGGAUUGGACUCUCAAAAGGCUCACCUUGUGCUCGUGGACUCGUCGGCAGGAUUUUCACCCAUUUUCGAAAAGAAAAGUCAGUUCAUUCUAGGCUGAUCACAGUUUUCAGCGAUCAAGCGUGGUCUUCCAAAGAAUAUGAUUGAAAAUAUCGAACAUUUCUUGUUUUGUUUGGGAUCAAUCUUUGUAUUUUUUCCGUUUGAAGCCAUAGGUUGUCAAUAAUUACAGAGUUUUGCCGCGCUCGAAUAUCCUACUGGCUUUCUGUGAAGAAGUCAUAUCUUCAAGCAAAAACUGUGCGGCGGAUGUUUGUGAUCUCUCUUUCCUUGUUCAUCUCUGGAUAGUCGCCGUCUGUAACUAUUCCGACUCUCACAGUUAGUCAAAACCCACUAUUUUCUAGAGUGUCUUUUUUUUUGAAGACCGUAAGGUGCAACAGAUUUCGAUAUCCGUGUGGGAACUUGUGCGCAAGUGGGCUUCAUUUUCCGUUGAUUUAAAAAAAGACCUCGAAUUUGAUGAUUCGAUAACAACGCCGACAUCUGUAGAUUAUUUGGAGCAUUUUUUCAAGGUUUUUUGAGAAUAGGAAAAAUUUUGACUUAUGAACGUCAUGUUUUCAGAGAUCCAAAAACCUUGGGAAAAUUAAAAAAGUUUUGGACGUCCGGUGUUGGAUGAAUGACACACUUCCGUUUCAUAUCUCCAUCAUGUUGAAAAGCGGCGAUGAUCGGGUCAAGGUAGGGUGUUUCUAGUGAACUCGAAUCUCCCUAUUCCAGGAGAGGACCUUGAGAGUCGUCACCUCGUUGUUAUACGAGAUGGGAGACUGUCUUUCGGAAAUGGUGGCUUCGUCGAAAAGUUACAGCCGCUCCACGUUCAUCGUGCUCGUCACGGCUAUUUUCAAUCACUUCAAAACCAUCUUGGAAGAUCCUCAUAAAAAGGCAGCCGUCACCGAAAAUUCGCUUCUUUUUGAUCAAAUCCAUCGGACUGUCGCUUCAUUGGCCAGCAUUCUGGAGACCUCCGUCGAACCUUUCGUCGACGCUCGGCUCAAAUCUGUUCUCAAAUGUGCCGCGGACAACAACGAGCUUCUUCAAAUGAUCGCUUUAACACUUCGUCAAUCCUCCUGCCCUGUAAGUUCUUUUUUUUCGCUUCUGAAAUUUUCAUUCAGUUCUUUAUUAACAAAAUUUUUUUAUGAAACUUCUAGAUAAAAAAACGCUUUCAUAAUUUUUUUCGAUAAUUUUGCCGGUACAGAAUAUUAUCAAAAAGUUAGCCUCUUGUCUUUCAACCCACAAAAUCAUCAUUGAAAAAGUUUUGAUUUUGUGAUAUCAGAAAAAAUUUUUGAUUGAAGCGUGACAUAAUGUGUAAAACUUCCGAGGGCAGCCAACAUAGCUUUCGAGAUUUAUUUCAAAAAAAAAAUCAAAAAUUAGUGAAAUUGAAAAACUUCUUUUUAUUCUUAACAAAUGUAGUUAAAUCGAAAAACGUAAAAAGGAAACUUAUCAUACGCAGUUAUUCGUGCUCUAUGGACAACUAUUUCAACACUUUCUUUUAAAUUCGCUAAAACUCAAGGAAAUCAACAAACAAGUCUCUGCUAUUUGUUAUUUAUACUUGAAACGUUUCAUCACAUGAUUUCACUUUUUUUUUUAUCAUUAGAGCGUAUUGACUUCUUUCUGAGUAUCUUUUCGUUUCCUCCACGUCGUGGUUACUUAAUUUGACUUUUUAAGAUUUUAAAGACAGGUAUUUUAUUCCAACUUCUUUAAUUUUUCAGAAACGAUCAAGAAAACUUGGAAUGUGGAGUGAACUGCAAGAUUUGUGA